Messenger RNA from Conger conger (European conger), 2842 nucleotides. It is a transcript of the gene ncaph2, whose product is annotated as non-SMC condensin II complex, subunit H2. The transcript is spliced from 20 exons. Gene Ontology annotation, molecular function: chromatin binding. Bases 144 to 1988 code for a protein of 614 amino acids. The record is from RefSeq and is a predicted model, not a curated record. Gene Ontology annotation, biological process: meiotic chromosome condensation; mitotic sister chromatid separation. Gene Ontology annotation, cellular component: nucleus; condensin complex. Lineage: Eukaryota; Metazoa; Chordata; Actinopteri; Anguilliformes; Congridae.
GGGAAAAACAAAAAAUGGCACGUCGUACGCGGUUCUUUUGAAUGAUAGGCUUCAGGAAGUUUACUACAAGCCUACAGUAGAAGCUAAAGCAUCCGAUUUAUGAUCAACAAAUGCAGUUCCCGUAAAGCACUUUUGAAGGAAUCAUGGAUGUCGCUGAAACUCGUUUCACUCACCUGCUGCAACCAAUUCGGGACCUUACCAAAAACUGGGAGGUUGAUGUAGCCUCGCAGCUUGGGGAGUACUUGGAUGAGCUGGACCAGAUCUGUAUAUCGUUUGAUGAAGGAAAUACCACAAUGAAUUUCGCAGAAGCUGCGCUGCUUAUUCAAGGUUCGGCAUGUAUCUACAGUAAGAAGGUGGAGUACCUGUAUUCAUUAGUCUACCAAGCUCUAGACUUCAUUUCCAACAAAAAUAGGCGUGACAAACAGCCAACUUCAAUUGAACCGGAUGGCCGGGACAAGGACGCUACUUUCGGGCACAAAAAAGAUAAAGUGGAGUUUCUCUCCUUGGACGACUUCAGUGAGACAAACUCUGCGAACGUGGAGCUGAGAAAUGACAAUGCCAAAGGUUUGGAGAUCGUACCCCUCACCCCAGAGCCUCUCAUUCCUGUUGAAGUGGAGGAGAAGAAGAAGAACCCCUUAUUGAGCCAUAAAGGGGAGGUGCUGGCAAGCUGCAGGGACUUCCGGAUGAAUACCUUCACUCCCCGCGCCAACGGCCUCAUCCGGCUGGACCUGAUUUCCACUCCGUCAAUGUUUGUGAAGGACAUACGCUUGUACAUGCAGGAUAACCUGGUCGCAAGCCCCAUUGUUGGUCUUGAAGACGCAAAUCCCCAAAACACUCCUCUGCCACCGUUGAACCUGUCUGAAGGUCCAGAUGAGGGUGGAGUGAUGCCAGGGGCGGCUGGGGCCGGGGACCUGCCUGAGGCCUUCCUACCACUGGAGGGGGACGAGGGCAUGGAGUUGGACCCCGGGACCGAUGAGCACAUCUGCAGGCAGCAGGCUCCCAGUGAGAGGCGAAUGCUGCGAGAGAGGCCUGCUGAGAGAGCAGGCCUACAGCCUGAGGACAUCCCAGACCCCUGGAGGUGCCACAAUCCUUUCUCUACUCCACUGCCGGACAAACCGCUUAAGAUCGGGAAGCACUUCACCAUCCCGCCGGGCGUACAGGAAGUGACGGGAAACAAGAGGAAGAGGAGAGGCACCGUGAAGCUGCCGGCUUUCAUGGACUGGUUCACCAAGACCUCGUCUGACAGGCCCAGCCGUCGGACCAAAAAGGGGCCUACAUUUCCAGAUAUGGAGGACCUGUACUGGAACAACGUCAGAGAGAAGCUCAAGAUUCUGAAGAGGUUCCAGCGGAGAGCGGGCGUCCUGGUCUGUGACGUUCCGGGGCAGAGGAACUUGGAUCAGUGGGGCUCUGAAGAACAGCAGCAGGACGAGGGGCUGGACGAGCAGCCUGACGACUUCCAGGACCCCGAUGGAGGGGGGGGCGAUUUCUCAGACCAUGAGAACCCAGCGGAGAUUGCGGACGAUCGGGACCUGGUGAUCACAGCGUCUCAGACUGAGAGGAUGUCGUACGAGGACCUGGUCAAGCGGAGUGUGGAGCUGUUCCUGGUGAACUCGCGGAAGUACGAGCAGGAAACCGUGCUGUCCCGCCGCAUGAAGGACUGGGAGGAGAUGAUUGGGCCCCAGCUCUCCACACAGGAGGGACAGCUGGCCUUUGACAUCCACGACUACGGGAAUAAGAUCAUGGCAGCUUUCAGCGACGUGGCAGAGAGGCGGACCUUCGCCUCCAUCGUCCGGGGGAAGGAGAGCCACGAGGUGUGCAGAUACAUGCUGGCCUCCCUGCAGCUGGCCAAUGACCACACGGUGGAGAUCCACAGAGGAGAAGGGCUGGAGGAGGCCAUCGACACCAUGGCGCUGACUCUGCUCACCAACCAGAAAGCCCACGAGCGCUUCAAGACCUACACCGCUCCGUCCGUCACUAACGCUAGUUGACCGGCCUCUCUCAUAACCCCCCCCCCCCCCCCCCCCCCUCCAUACCCUCCAUAGUCUACACCUGUUCCUGCUGGGUUUGAGUGAGUCUGAUGUGUGAUGAUGGUCUAUGUGAUGAUCUCUACCUCUGCUGAUGUCAUCACUGCUUGCGCUGGUCGCUGAUUGAUGAUUGGUCUCUCAGGGGCCUCCUUCACCAGUGACUGCCUCACUCCCCUCAGUUGACCACCCCUCUGCCCAUCUCCAGUCUCUGAACAGCAAACGCCAAAAAAACAAGGCCAUCAUUGUGUUUAGACUUCAUAUCUUAUCUGUUCGGUUUUUUGUCAAUUAAGACAAGUACUGCUAAAAUCUUCGAUUUUCUGCUUAAAAUAAGAUUUGAAGUGUCACUGCAGGACUGAAACCCUCGUUAGGGCGGACAUUUUGCAGUGUGGGUGGCUGUGCACCGGCAUCGUGUCACUGAGGAGAGAGCCUCUGCCUAUACCUUUUCUGUGUUUAUUCCCCUGUUCUCCUGUCUCCCUCUUCAAUAUUUAAAACGGGUGUUUUCUAUGGAAAAAUAUACUGUGUCUAUCUCAUGCGGAUAUAUGGGCUCGUGCAGGCAGUUCUGGAAAAUGUAUAAUAUACUUGUAUACGUAUAGAGUAGGACUUUUACUGACCCCCCCAUUCCUAAAAAACUGCUGUCUAUUAAGCAAACUACCAUUGUUGGACUGUCAAAUAAAUAUUCAUAUCAUUGGAAUCAUAUUUAUAUUUUUAAUGCAUGAGUAAAAAUAAUGGAAAUAUCUUUAAAGGCAGCGAUUUACCAUUGGUUUAUAUUGCAGGUGUGGUCUUCUGACUCCAUGCCUCAAAUAAACUGGCUUUUGUGA